AUGACCGUGAUCUCGGGGAACAUGGCGGCGAGCAGUGAGGACAGCGGUGUGAGGAGAAGACGGGUGGACAGCCCGAGACAGAAGGAGACACAAACCGGGGACAGCGGAGGAGAACAUGCGGGAGACAAGGACUCGGGCUCGGACAAGGAGCACACAGCGGGGUCGCUACAGACCGGAAGCUACUGGCUCAGCCGCAUCGUGCUGCUGCGCUCAGUCGCUUUUAUUUACUUGGUGGCGUUCAGCGUUGCUUUCAACCAGAACAAGCAGCUGAUAGGUGAGCAAGGUCUGAUGCCCUGCAAGGACUUCCUCAACAGCGUCAAGCGCUACGUGGGGGGCAAGAUAGGCAUGGCCGCCCUCGCGUACACGCCGUCCAUCCUCUGGUUCUUGGACUGGAGCCACAUGGAUGCCAACCUGGAUGGCAUUGCCCUGGUGGGGAUGGCUCUGUCGGCGUGUGUGCUGGUGACGGGAAUGGCCAACAUGGUGAUCAUGGCGACACUGUGGGUGCUUUACCACUCGCUGGUCAACGUGGGACAGCUGUGGUACUCCUUCGGUUGGGAGAGCCAGCUGUUGGAGACCGGCUUUCUGGCCAUUUUCUUGUGUCCGGUCUGGACUCUGUCCCAGGUCCCUCGCCGCUGUCCCCCCUCGCUCGUCUGCAUCUGGACCUUCAGAUGGCUCAUUGUCCGCAUCAUGCUAGGAGCUGGUCUCAUUAAAAUCAGAGGGGACCAAUGCUGGAGAGACCUCACCUGCAUGGACUACCACUACGAGACCCAGCCGGUUCCCAACCCCAUGUCCUACUACCUGCACCGCUCCCCCUGGUGGUUCCAUCGCUUCGAGACGCUGUCCAACCACUUCGUCGAGCUCGUUGUGCCUCUCUUCAUCUUCCUGGGCAGGCGGAUGUGCAUGGUCAACGGAGCGAUCCAGAUCCUUUUCCAGGCGGUUCUGAUCCUGAGCGGGAACCUUAGUUUCCUAAACUGGCUCACCAUUGUUCCCAGUCUGGCCUGUUUCGACGACGCAUCCCUUGGCUUCAUGUUUCGCUCCGGAGGCGGAGCCAGAGAGGCGGUGCUGGCGAUACAGAAUGACGAUGCAGCUGGACGCACCCACAAACCCACCAAAGGUAUGAGGAUACGCCGGGUGGUGAACAUUUGUUUGGGCAUUCUGAUUGGCUGCUUGAGCGUCCCAGUGGUGACGAACCUGUUGAGCUCCAGGCAGGUGAUGAACACCUCCUUUGACCCGCUGCGCAUCGUCAACACCUACGGGGCCUUUGGCAGCAUCACCAAGGAGCGUACCGAAGUGAUUUUCCAGGGCACUCUGAGUCCAGAUCCCAAGGACCCAGAGGCAGUAUGGGAGGAGUACCAGUUCCUGUGUAAACCGGGGGAUGUUUACCAGAGACCGUGCCUCAUAUCACCGUACCAUUACCGACUGGACUGGCUCAUGUGGUUUGCUGCCUUCCAGACGUACGAGCAGAGUGAGUGGGUGAUCCACAUCGCCGGACGUCUGCUCUCCAACGACCGCACCGUCCUCUCCCUGCUCGACCAAAACCCCUUCCAUGGCAGAGACCCCCCCAGGUGGGUGCGAGGGGAACACUUCAGGUAUAAGUUUAGCCGGCCGGGCAGUGCCAGCGCAGCCGAGGGGAAGUGGUGGCUGAGGAAACGCAUCGGAGCUUACUUCCCUCCACUGGACCUGGAGGGACUCAGGGGCUACUUCCAGUCCAGGAACUGGCCCCACCCACACAUACCAUCAAAGAAGACGUAAAGACUCCACCUCAGAUAAUCGGCACAUAAAAGGAAACGGAGGACGACACACGCUGAUGUGUGGCUGAGGUCAGUUGCAGGACAACGCUGCUGGAGUCGAAAACUGUUACAAGGAGAGAAUCAAAGGACUCGUCAGGUUUUUCAGUUUUGUCAUGGAGACUUGCUUAAUAAAACAAUUUCUCAAAUCAA
This is a messenger RNA of Limanda limanda (common dab), 1940 nucleotides long. RefSeq names its product lipase maturation factor 1 (gene lmf1). The coding region runs from base 1 to 1752 and encodes 583 amino acids. Gene Ontology annotation, biological process: protein maturation. The transcript is spliced from 11 exons. Lineage: Eukaryota; Metazoa; Chordata; Actinopteri; Pleuronectiformes; Pleuronectidae. Gene Ontology annotation, cellular component: endoplasmic reticulum membrane. The record is from RefSeq and is a predicted model, not a curated record.